UUAGUUUGAUGAAGUAUGGAAAUAUUAAAUGAAUGGUUAAAAUAUGUACUUCUAUUAAUUGUACUUAAUGUACAUUAUUAUAGAUGUACGAAAAGUAAAGAAUUCCGCGCUAUAAGAACAACAAAAUAUAGGGUCUUUUCUGGCCCCACAAGAAGUAUUUGCAUGCAAAUUGAUAAUACAUUGAAAGCUAGACACAAAUCAUGUUUUCUACGACCAGAUACAGGACCAUGCAGAGCGGAUUUAAUACAAUGGUAUUAUGAUGUAAAGCAAAGCAGAUGCUUCCGGUUCUUCUGGGGUGGUUGUCAGGGCAAUGGAAACAGAUUUGAAACUCACGAAGAUUGCAAAGACUAUUGUAAACUGAAUCUCACAGAACACACAGCAAAUAUUCCAUUUUUUUGCUCAGUUUUGUUUGACUAUGGAACUUGCUUUGGGCAUUACUUCCGCUGGGGUUGGGAUAAGCUGACAAAAACUUGCAAGCGGUACUUGUACUCAGGCUGUGGGGGCAAUCAGAAUAACUUUCAAACUCGCGAUGAAUGCUUCAAGACAUGCCUAAUUCCACCGAGCAACUCAUUGAAAGAAAUGAGAACAUUCACUACUUGUAUCCCGGUUAAUUACAUACCAGCAAGAUUCCCAACAUUUUAAAGACUUAGUUAUUGUUAUAAAUUAUAUUUUUUACUAAGCAUCAAUAUUGUUGUUAUUCUCUAUGUAGUUCUUAUGUACCCUUACGGCAACUCCAACAACUUUAUAAGCAAAAAUUAAUAUAAAUGUGAUCAUUUCAUUACUUUAUUUAGUCUUGCUUUUGUGGCACAAAGUUAAGUUAAUCAGAACAAGCAAAGACAGCUCUUCAGGUAUCUCCGGAAAGAUACAAUGAAUAUCAAUGAAAUCUGGCAGAGAUGUAGUCUGGAAGAACACAUGGGCUAGUAAUAAGGAUUUUUUUAUUGCCGCGCAGACGUAGUCGCGGGCGACACCUAGUGCUCUAUACAUAUAAAGGAUUUUUGAAAUAAUGGCAAUGUAGAAAUAUUUACGAAUCCUCUUACAGCUUCUCUGUUUUUAUGAUUAGUUUUUAAUGUUUUAUGGUUCGAUGGUAAAUAGAGAAUUUAAUAUUUCGAUUUCAAGUAUUUAAUAUAUAAAAUUUCACAACAAUUUUAUAGUAUGUCGUUAGAAAAAAUCUAAUAUGCAGUAAAAUUUACUUCACUUUGUUAUUCUACAAGGAGAUCUUGGUUAAAUAAAAGUGAACGCAAUAAAAAUGAAAAAAGUUCCCAUUUUAAUAUAUUUUUUUAUCGCAAUCCUUAUUUUUGUUCACUUUGUUAAUGCUGAGGAACAUAAGAAAAAGAAAUCUCGUAGCGUGAUGGGAAUUUUCAGAGAAAAAAUG
Papilio xuthus (Asian swallowtail) is the source of this 1372-nucleotide messenger RNA. Its product is annotated as kunitz-type serine protease inhibitor A. The coding region runs from base 16 to 642 and encodes 208 amino acids. The transcript has 5 exons. Gene Ontology annotation, molecular function: serine-type endopeptidase inhibitor activity. Lineage: Eukaryota; Metazoa; Arthropoda; Insecta; Lepidoptera; Papilionidae. The record is from RefSeq and is a predicted model, not a curated record.